Molecule: messenger RNA, 1995 nt
Organism: Dimorphilus gyrociliatus
Lineage: Eukaryota; Metazoa; Annelida; Polychaeta; Dinophilidae
Source: the annotation of a GenBank genome assembly
AUAGUUGUCUCUGAUUCCAUAUAAAUUUAUUACAAUGUAACAAUGGCUACGAAUCUUCAAAGAUUAGGACUUAUACAUUGAAUUUUGUAACGCAUUUCCUUCAAUUCCUUUACAAGAUUGUAAUCGAUUUGAAUACAAUUUCUUUGUUAAUGCAAAAAUUGAGAUAGUUGCCUCCUGGCCUUUAGCAUUAUUUAAAUAGUACCAACUGCUUCUGUUUAGAGUCUAUUUUGUAUAAAAUUCUAUACAAGAUUUAAUUGAAAAGAGAUCCUCUAAUGGCUAGUGAUGAGGAGAAUGCCACUGAGAUAAAUACCGUAAAUAUGGAUUUGAGGGCAAGUGAACUCAAUUCUUAUCCUUCAUUAAAAUGCUCCUGCCAUGCAUUAGAAUCAAAAUAUGAUAACAAAACUGCAAGGAAUCAACUAAUAAUUGUAUCCAUUUUAUGCACAAUAUUUAUGAUUGGAGAGAUUAUAGGUAUUAGUUAAUUUAUUAUAUAUUAAUCAACUACUCUACUAACAAUCGUUCAGAGUUCAAUAAGACAAUUAUUAACUAUUCACAAUUUUUCCGAAAGUUCCAUCUUUCAACAAUCGAUAAACAUUUUUCUUUGCUUGUUAGGAGGAAUAACAGCCAACAGUUUGGCUUUAAUGUCAGAUGCCCUUCACCUUGGGAGUGAUUUGGCCGGUUUUCUCGUUAGCCUUUUCGCUCUAUGGUUGGCCAAACGUCCGCCGAGUGCAACAUUAACUUAUGGGUAUUAUAGGGCAGAAGUUGUUGGCGCUUUAAUAAGUGUGCUAAUUAUAUGGUUAAUUACUGGGAUCUUAAUUUAUGAAGGUGUACAAAGAAUUAUAAAUCGAAAUUACGAACUAAAACCACUAUGGAUGCUAAUUACGGCAAUAGUUGGUGUCAUUUUUAAUUUAGUCAUGGGAACAGUAUUACAUUGCGGAAUAGAGAGAUGCAAAAUUCCACAUGGUCACUCCCAUGGAUCCGAUACGGAAGUAAUUAUCGAAAACGAUGUUCUUUCGUCGAACAAUAAUAACCAUGAUAAUAAUAAUAGUGAAAACGAAAAUCAAGAGCCUAUAAUCGUAGAGAAUUCAAAAAAAAAGAACAUUAAUGUUAAUGCAGCUUUAAUUCAUGUCAUUGGAGAUUUUGUACAGAGCUGUGGAGUCUUGAUUGCAUCUAUUAUUAUUUUACUUAGGCCAGAAUAUAAAAUAGCCGACCCUAUUUGCACGUUCAUCUUUAGUAUUAUCGUCCUAUUUACAACUAUUACAGUUUUAAAGGAUAUUAUCGUUGUAUUUAUGGAAGGCUCACCUAACCGUAAUCGAAUUAUUUUAAUGGAACGAGACCUUCGUUCUAAUUCAUCAGUUUUGUCUGUACAUGAUUUACAUAUAUGGGCUUUAACUACAACAAGAUUAGUCGCAUCUGUGCACCUUGUUGUCGGAUCAGAGCAGGAUUAUGUUUCUGUAGAGAAAUUUGCCACUAAACUCUUGAAAGAGAAAUACGGAAUGUCUAAGACUACUGUUCAAAUUGAUGUUUUCAAUAGCGAAUGUGAUGUUUGCAGGACUCUAUAGCCUAUAAUUUUAAAGUUAAUUAAUUAGAAUAUAUGAAUGAAUAUUUAAUACUUUUUUAAUUACAUAGUAAAGAACGAGUUUUUCCUAAAUGUCUUUUCUUCACCGAAUAUACGAGAUAAUUAAAAUCUAAGCUUCUUUAAAGUAGAAUCAAAUUUCCUUGGAAAAAAAAACUCUUUAAGUAUAAACUGUGGUUCUUUAUAGGUUCAAUCCGAUAUCAAGACUGAUAAAUAGGCCUAGCAAAAUGUUAAUUGCGUGUUUGAAAAUUGAUAUUUGUUAUUUUAGAAAGAAAUAUUUUAGUUGAUUAUUAUCAUAACAUUUUAUUUCAUGUUGAACAACUCUUUCCAACACAAAGUUAACUCUGUUUCUUGUCCAUGGCACAUUACAAGAAAAAGGCCUUGACCUUAAUUGAUUAUUAGACUGAUAAAGUGUAACCUUU